AUGCCACCAAAGAAGGGAUCUGGUAAGCGCAAAGCCCGACCCUCUGAGGUUUCGUCCGUCGCUGCCAGCCCACCCCCAAAGAAGCCCAGAGUCCUCGGUCGAGCUCGAUCCGACUCUAUUCCACACUUGUCUUUGGAAGCUUCCACCGAAGAUCCUCAGGUUAAAACCGAACAGUUGUUCGGAUCAGACAGCGAAAAGACCGAAAUUGAAGACACAAAAGAUAUCCCACCCACAGGCCCGUGGGAAGCUGAUCCGGAGAACUUCGAGAACCACGCAUUGGUCCUGCCUUCCGAAAGCCAAAUUUUCCGCCACGCCAACAACGAUGGAGGACACAACUCUCAUUAUCUAAUUCUAGAUGUGAUUUUACAGAUUCUGCAGCGAGGGCCGAUCAAUCUAGGCCUUGUGACUGCAUAUCCCCCGCAUAAUGAAGUACAGGCGGUGGAAGUACAGGCGGUGGAUCAAUCAUUCGGAAUCAGAGAGCGUGAAAGCACUCACGUACAAGUCCUUCACGACACUGGCGCAGACAUAAUGGCGAUCCCGCUCCCACAAUUCGAGGAGAUUGAGAACUUGGGUAAGAAAGCGACGUUGUACGGAUAUUCCAAGAUGCACGUAGCAGGAGGGACAACAUUCUACGCCAAAGUGGUCGAGCUAGAGCUGACGGUGCUAAUCCCAUACAAAAGUGGGAAAGUGCUAUGCCCUUGGCUCAAGGCCCCAGUUGCUGUGGUGGAGGAGCAACCAGGGGCAUCCUUUCCCACUUCGAUGCUUUCCGGUCCUUUCCCCCGGUUUUCCUUCUAUACUGCGACGUGCCCGGAUGGACUUGGGCUUCUCUACUUGUCGUGGUACAAGGAUGAAUUGGAUGGUCUCACAGAGCUUUCUCCCGGUUAUCAUAUAGAUGCACCGCCACUGGGGGAGAUUUUACCUCCUUCGCCGGGUGGCGGGCCACCUAGAGAGCCGCUUAUAGGCGUGCGGUCUUCUCGGCUGGCUUCGUUUUCGACCAAACAGCCUAUCAAGAGGCCUGCCAAACGAGGUCGAAGGAGGGCGAGGGGGAGAGCGAGAUGA
Molecule: messenger RNA, 1059 nt
Organism: Penicillium brevicompactum
Lineage: Eukaryota; Fungi; Ascomycota; Eurotiomycetes; Eurotiales; Aspergillaceae
Exons: 3
Coding region: 1-1059 (352 amino acids)
Source: RefSeq, a predicted model, not a curated record